Ipomoea nil (Japanese morning glory) is the source of this 568-nucleotide messenger RNA. RefSeq lists its product as uncharacterized. The record is from RefSeq and is a predicted model, not a curated record. Bases 33 to 434 code for a protein of 133 amino acids. NCBI's taxonomy places the organism in Eukaryota, Viridiplantae, Streptophyta, Magnoliopsida, Solanales, Convolvulaceae. The transcript is spliced from 2 exons.
UUAAUUCUUUGACUGCAAUAAAUCUGCAAGUAAUGGAGCUGCAUAAUUUGAGUUUUAGUAGUGAGGAGCAGAUCGCCACUGCUAUGACAUUGCUUCAAAAAUCUCCCAACCUAUGUGAAUUGCGUAUUGGGGCAGCAAUGGCAUGGAGCCAAUUUGAAGAAGAUACUAUGAAGCAUUUGGAGGAUCCAGACCGUUACUUUAUUAAUCAGGAUAUGAAGAAGCUUAGAACAGUGAAGAUUGAUGGGUUUAAUGGAUCUAAGCUUGAAGUUCUUUUUAUGAAGUCGGUCUUCUCCAAAUGCCAUGCAUUGGAGAGACUUGUUAUUCAUCCUGCAUGCAGAAUAACAUAUGCCUUAAUGGCAAUGAAUAUCCUAAGGGAGUUGAUGUGCGUCCCUUGUGCAUCUCCUAAUGCACAACUUGUCUUCCUAGAGCACUAGUCUACGUAUAACCUUGUUGGUUAUAAUGUCGUAGAUGACUACUAAUUAAUUUGUUGGAUAAUGGCAUGCGAAUCAAGUUACUCAUGUCUUAACUAGGGAAAUAUAUUGGUCAUUAUGUUUGAUCGUGCAUGCGG